Messenger RNA from Gavialis gangeticus (Gharial), 2705 nucleotides. RefSeq names its product zinc finger protein 708-like. The record is from RefSeq and is a predicted model, not a curated record. Gene Ontology annotation, molecular function: RNA polymerase II cis-regulatory region sequence-specific DNA binding; DNA-binding transcription repressor activity, RNA polymerase II-specific. The transcript is spliced from 9 exons. Bases 49 to 2664 code for a protein of 871 amino acids. Lineage: Eukaryota; Metazoa; Chordata; Crocodylia; Gavialidae. Gene Ontology annotation, biological process: negative regulation of transcription by RNA polymerase II.
GGAGCCGGUCCAACGCCAGGAGACCGGGGGCAGGAAACGGUGCAGACGAUGCAGCCCCCAUCCGAGGCCGAGAUGCCCUCGGACACCCCACAGCCGGCACCGGGGGAUGACCUCCCCACCCCAGAGACCUGGCGUCAGCGCUUCCGGGGCCUCCGCUACCUGGAAGGCGAGGGGCCGCGGGAGGUUUGCGUGUGCCUGCGGGAGCUCUGCCGGCGCUGGCUGGAGCCGCGGCGCCGCAGCAAGGAGCAGAUCCUGGAGCUGCUGGUGCUGGAGCAAUUUCUGGCCAUCCUGCCCCAGGAGAUGCAGAGCUGGGAGUGGGGGUGCGGCGUGGAGACCUGCGCCGUGGCUGUGGCUGAGGGGUUUCAGCUGGGGAAGGGAACGGAUGAGCUGCAGGUCACCGUGUGUGUGAAGGUCGAGGAGGUGAUCUUGGACAGGAUGCAACACAUAGGGGCAUUGCAAGAACCUGGUGAUUCGUGGCUGGAGCAACCAAAGACCGAUCGUGUGGACAGCCGUCUGGAGGAGUCAGGAGAGGGGGAAACCCCUGGGCCUUGCGACAAGCAACCUGGUGUCUCCGAAGAGGAGCUCCCACCCCACCAGGAGUCAGAUUCCCCCAAAACAGAGGAGACCUGGGAGUGGUCAGCAGGUGAAAGCUCAUCAGGCCGGUGCCCCAGACGAGGCCCUUCCCCAGGUGCAGGUGCUGCAACCCUGACAAAAGCCCAGCAGCAGCCUCCUGAGGAGGGGCCUGUAAUCAUGGAGCUGCAGAGGACUUUCCCAGGGAGACUGGAGGAGGAGGACUCCCUGACACGUGAGCCAGGCCAAGUGCAGAAGGAGCAGGGCAGGCCUCCAAACCAGGGGGAGACCGUGGAGCUCCCGGAGGUGUUUGAGGAGGUGGCAGUGUAUUUCACACGGAAGGAGUGGGAGCUGCUGGAAGAUGAAGACAAGGUGCUUUACCAGGACCAGAUGCUGAAGAAUUACCAAGCCCUCAUUUUCCUGGGAUAUCAAGGUCCUACACCUGACUUAAUAUGCCGCAUCCAGCGAGGAGAGGUGGAGCUCUGGGCCUGUGAUGAUGAGGAUGGUGGGAAAAUCUCAGAGUUGGAGAACCUGCUGCCAGGAGGUGCCUGGCUGCUGAGCAGAGCUGAGAAGCCACAUCGAUGCUCCGAGUGUGGGAAGAGCUUCACCUUCUCCUCUGGUCUGAUCCAGCACCAGCGCAUCCACAUGGAGAAGAAGCCGUAUCAUUGCUUAGUAUGCGGGAAGAGCUAUACCGAAUCCUCCCACUUGUGUCAGUGCACUGCUGCUCGGCCAGGGGAGAAGGCACAUCGGUGCUCAAAAUGUGGGAAAAGCUUCACCCAGUCCUCUACCCUGGCCAAGCACCAGUGCAUCCACAAAUGGAAGAAGGCACAUCGGUGCUCAGAGUGUGGAAAGAGCUUUACCUUCUUUUCCUAUCUGGCCCAACACCAGCUCAUCCACACCGGAGUGAAGCCAUAUCAUUGCUCGGAGUGUGGAAAGAGAUUCACCCAAUCCUCCCACCUGGCCCAGCACCAGCGCCUCCACACAGGGGAGAAGCCAUAUCGGUGCUCAGUGUGUGGGAAGAGCUUCACCCAGUCUGCCCAUCUGGCCCAGCACCAGCACAUCCACACAGGGGAGAAGCCAUAUCGGUGCUCAGAGUGUGGAAAGAGCUUCACCUUCUCUUCCUAUCUGGCCCGACACCAGCGCAUCCACACAGGAGUGAAGCCACAUCAGUGCUCUGUGUGUGGAAAGAGCUUCACCUGCUCAUCUGAACUGGCCCGACACCAGCUCAACCACACAAGGGAGAAGCCACAUCGGUGUUCAGAAUGUGGAAAGAGCUUUGUUUGGUCCUCUGAACUGGCCCGACACCAGCUCAUCCACACAGGGGAGAAGCCACAUCGGUGUUCAGAGUGUGGGAAGAGCUUCACUCGUUCCUCCCACUUGAUCCGGCACCAGAUCGUCCACACAAGGGAGAAGCCACAUCGGUGCCCAGAGUGUGGGAAGAGCUUCACCCGCUCCUCCCACCUGAUCCAGCACCAGAUCAUCCACACAAGGGAGAAGCCACAUCGGUGCCCAGAGUGUGGGAAGAGCUUCACUCGCUCCUCCCACCUGAUCCGGCACCGGCUCAUCCACACAGGGGAGAAGCCACAUCGGUGUUCAGAGUGUGGGAAGAGCUUCACUCGUUCCUCCCACUUGAUCCGGCACCAGAUCGUCCACACAAGGGAGAAGCCACAUCGGUGCCCAGAGUGUGGGAAGAGCUUCACCCGCUCCUCCCACCUGAUCCAGCACCAGAUCAUCCACACAAGGGAGAAGCCACAUCGGUGCCCAGAGUGUGGGAAGAGCUUCACUCGCUCCUCCCACCUGAUCCGGCACCGGCUCAUCCACACAGGUGAGCAGCCACAUCGGUGUUCGAAGUGUGGGAAGAGCUUUGUUUGCUUCUCUGAACUGGUCCGACACUAUCUCAUCCACACAGGGGAGAAGCUGCAUCAGUGCUCUGUGUGUGGGAAGAGGUUCACCUGCUCAUCUUACCUGGCCCAGCACCAUUUCAUACACACAAGGGAGAAACCACAUCAGUGCUCAGAGUGUGGGAAGAGCUUCAUCCGCUUCUGCCACUUGAUCCGGCACCAGAUCAUCCACACAGGGAAGAAGCCACAUUAGUGCUCGAAGUUUGGGAAGAGCUUCACCUAGUCCUCCAAUCA